CACCUUGUCAGCGCCGGGACUGAACAUCCCGCCGGAUUACAUUCCGGACCCCUCUCGAAUCAAGCAGCUCGCAUGGAAGCCCAGGGCUUUCCUUUAUCCCAAUUUCCUCUCUGCUGCGGAGUGUGAUUACAUCGUCAACAUGUCGCGCCCACUAAUGGAGCGGUCGACAGUGGUGGGGCAGGGAGGGAAGAGCGUGGUUGACACCAUCCGGACCAGCAAUGGCUGCUUCAUCGAUAAGUACAAGGACCCAGUCAUCAUGCGCAUAGAGGAGCGCAUUGGUGACUGGACCUUCCUGCCUCUUGCCAACCAGGAGGCGAUGCAGGUGCUGCAGUACCAGUACGGGCAGAAGUACGGCGCCCACUGGGACUAUUAUGACGAUAAGACCGCCCAGCCGGGCGGGCCCCGAUACGCCACUGUGCUCAUGUACCUCACUGACGUGGUCAAGGGUGGAGAGACUGUGUUCCCGCAGUCUGAGGAGGACUCCACAGUGAAGGAUGACAGCUGGAGUGACUGCGGCAAGCAGGGAAUUGCAGUGAAGCCAGCCAAGGGCAGUGCGCUGCUCUUUUUCAGCAUGAACCCCAAUGGCUCCUUUGAUACAGCCUCACUGCACUCCGGCUGCCCUGUGAUCGAAGGAGAGAAGUGGUCGGCCACCAAGUGGAUCCACGUUGACUCCUUUGACCCGCCCUUCCGUGACCCGGACGUGUGCCAGGUAGACGAAGACAAUUGUCUCUUCUUCUCAUGUGUCUUCUUCUCAUGUGUCUUCUUCUCAUGUGUCUUCUUCUCAUGUGUCUUCUUCUCAUGUGUCUUCUUCUCAUGUGUCUUCUUCUCAUGUGUCUUCUUCUCAUGUGUCUUCUUCUCAUGUUCCUUCUUCUCAUGUGUCUUCUUCUCAUGUGUCUUCUUCUCAUGUGUCUUCUUCUCAUGUGUCUUCUUCUCAUGUGUCUUCUUCUCAUGUGUCUUCUUCUCAUGUGUCUUCUUCUCAUGUGUCUUCUUCUCAUGUGUCUUCUUCUCAUGUGUCUUCUUCUCAUGUGUCUUCUUCUCAUGUGUCUUCUUCUCAUGUGUCUUCUUCUCAUGUGUCUUCUUCUCAUGUGUCUUCUUCUCAUGUGUCUUCUUCUCAUGUGUCUUCUUCUCAUGUGUCUUCUUCUCAUGUGUCUUCUUCUCAUGUGUCUUCUUCUCAUGUGUCUUCUUCUCAUGUGUCUUCUUCUCAUGUGUCUUCUUCUCAUGUGUCUUCUUCUCAUGUGUCUUCUUCUCAUGUGUCUUCUUCUCAUGUGUCUUCUUCUCAUGUGUCUUCUUCUCAUGUGUCUUCUUCUCAUGUGUCUUCUUCUCAUGUGUCUUCUUCUCAUGUGUCUUCUUCUCAUGUGUCUUCUUCUCAUGUGUCUUCUUCUCAUGUGUCUUCUUCUCAUGUGUCUUCUUCUCAUGUGUCUUCUUCUCAUGUGUCUUCUUCUCAUGUGUCUUCUUCUCAUGUGUCUUCUUCUCAUGUGUCUUCUUCUCAUGUGUCUUCUUCUCAUGUGUCUUCUUCUCAUGUGUCUUCUUCUCAUGUGUCUUCUUCUCAUGUGUCUUCUUCUCAUGUGUCUUCUUCUCAUGUGUCUUCUUCUCAUGUGUCUUCUUCUCAUGUGUCUUCUUCUCAUGUGUCUUCUUCUCAUGUGUCUUCUUCUCAUGUGUCUUCUUCUCAUGUGUCUUCUUCUCAUGUGUCUUCUUCUCAUGUGUCUUCUUCUCAUGUGUCUUCUUCUCAUGUGUCUUCUUCUCAUGUGUCUUCUUCUCAUGUGUCUUCUUCUCAUGUGUCUUCUUCUCAUGUGUCUUCUUCUCAUGUGUCUUCUUCUCAUGUGUCUUCUUCUCAUGUGUCUUCUUCUCAUGUGUCUUCUUCUCAUGUGUCUUCUUCUCAUGUGUCUUCUUCUCAUGUGUCUUCUUCUCAUGUGUCUUCUUCUCAUGUGUCUUCUUCUCAUGUGUCUUCUUCUCAUGUGUCUUCUUCUCAUGUGUCUUCUUCUCAUGUGUCUUCUUCUCAUGUGUCUUCUUCUCAUGUGUCUUCUUCUCAUGUGUCUUCUUCUCAUGUGUCUUCUUCUCAUGUGUCUUCUUCUCAUGUGUCUUCUUCUCAUGUGUCUUCUUCUCAUGUGUCUUCUUCUCAUGUGUCUUCUUCUCAUGUGUCUUCUUCUCAUGUGUCUUCUUCUCAUGUGUCUUCUUCUCAUGUGUCUUCUUCUCAUGUGUCUUCUUCUCAUGUGUCUUCUUCUCAUGUGUCUUCUUCUCAUGUGUCUUCUUCUCAUGUGUCUUCUUCUCAUGUGUCUUCUUCUCAUGUGUCUUCUUCUCAUGUGUCUUCUUCUCAUGUGUCUUCUUCUCAUGUGUCUUCUUCUCAUGUGUCUUCUUCUCAUGUGUCUUCUUCUCAUGUGUCUUCUUCUCAUGUGUCUUCUUCUCAUGUGUCUUCUUCUCAUGUGUCUUCUUCUCAUGUGUCUUCUUCUCAUGUGUCUUCUUCUCAUGUGUCUUCUUCUCAUGUGUCUUCUUCUCAUGUGUCUUCUUCUCAUGUGUCUUCUUCUCAUGUGUCUUCUUCUCAUGUGUCUUCUUCUCAUGUGUCUUCUUCUCAUGUGUCUUCUUCUCAUGUGUCUUCCUUCUCAUGUGUCUUCUUCUCAUGUGUCUUCUUCUCAUGUGUCUUCUUCUCAUGUUCUUUCUUCUCAUGUGUCUUCUUCUCAUGUGUCUUCUUCUCAUGUGUCUUCUUCUCAUGUGUCUUCUUCUCAUGUGUCUUCUUCUCAUGUGUCUUCUUCUCAUGUGUCGUCUUCUCAUGUGUCUUUGGUCCUUCUCAUGUGUCUUCUUCUCAUGUUGUGUCUUCUUCUCAUGUGGUCUUCCUUCUCAUGUGUCUUCUUCUCAUGUGUCUUCUUCUCAUGGUGUCUUCUUCUCAUGUGUUCCUUCUUCUCAUGUGUCUUCUUCCAUGUGUCUUCUUCUCAAUGUGGUCUUCUUCUCAUGUGUCUUCUUCUCAUGUGGUCCUUCUUCUCAUGUGUCUUCUUCUCAUGGUCUUCUUCUCAUGUGUAUUCUUCUCAUGUGGUCCUUCUUCUCAUCGUGUCUUCUUCUCAUGUGUCUUCUUCUCAUUGUGUCUUCUUCUCAUGUCUUCUUCUCAUGUGUCUUCUUCUCAUGUGUCUUCUUCUCAUGUGUCUUCUUCUCAUGUGUCUUCUUCUCAUGUGUCUUCUUCUCAUGUGUCUUCUUCUCAUGUGUCUUCUUCUCAUGUGUCUUCUUCUCAUGUGUCUUCUUCUCAUGUGUCUUCUUCUCAUGUGUCUUCUUCUCAUGUGUCUUCUUCUCAUGUGUCUUCUUCUCAUGUGUCUUCUUCUCAUGUGUCUUCUUCUCAUGUGUCUUCUUCUCAUGUGUCUUCUUCUCAUGUGUCUUCUUCUCAUGUGUCUUCUUCUCAUGUGUCUUCUUCUCAUGUGUCUUCUUCUCAUGUGUCUUCUUCUCAUGUGUCUUCUUCUCAUGUGUCUUCUUCUCAUGUGUCUUCUUCUCAUGUGUCUUCUUCUCAUGUGUCUUCUUCUCAUGUGUCUUCUUCUCAUGUGUCUUCUUCUCAUGUGUCUUCUUCUCAUGUGUCUUCUUCUCAUGUGUCUUCUUCUCAUGUGUCUUCUUCUCAUGUGUCUUCUUCUCAUGUGUCUUCUUCUCAUGUGUCUUCUUCUCAUGUGUCUUCUUCUCAUGUGUCUUCUUCUCAUGUGUCUUCUUCUCAUGUGUCUUCUUCUCAUGUGUCUUCUUCUCAUGUGUCUUCUUCUCAUGUGUCUUCUUCUCAUGUGUCUUCUUCUCAUGUGUCUUCUUCUCAUGUGUCUUCUUCUCAUGUGUCUUCUUCUCAUGUGUCUUCUUCUCAUGUGUCUUCUUCUCAUGUGUCUUCUUCUCAUGUGUCUUCUUCUCAUGUGUCUUCUUCUCAUGUGUCUUCUUCUCAUGUGUCUUCUUCUCAUGUGUCUUCUUCUCAUGUGUCUUCUUCUCAUGUGUCUUCUUCUCAUGUGUCUUCUUCUCAUGUGUCUUCUUCUCAUGUGUCUUCUUCUCAUGUGUCUUCUUCUCAUGUGUCUUCUUCUCAUGUGUCUUCUUCUCAUGUGUCUUCUUCUCAUGUGUCUUCUUCUCAUGUGUCUUCUUCUCAUGUGUCUUCUUCUCAUGUGUCUUCUUCUCAUGUGUCUUCUUCUCAUGUGUCUUCUUCUCAUGUGUCUUCUUCUCAUGUGUCUUCUUCUCAUGUGUCUUCUUCUCAUGUGUCUUCUUCUCAUGUGUCUUCUUCUCAUGUGUCUUCUUCUCAUGUGUCUUCUUCUCAUGUGUCUUCUUCUCAUGUGUCUUCUUCUCAUGUGUCUUCUUCUCAUGUGUCUUCUUCUCAUGUGUCUUCUUCUCAUGUGUCUUCUUCUCAUGUGUCUUCUUCUCAUGUGUCUUCUUCUCAUGUGUCUUCUUCUCAUGUGUCUUCUUCUCAUGUGUCUUCUUCUCAUGUGUCUUCUUCUCAUGUGUCUUCUUCUCAUGUGUCUUCUUCUCAUGUGUCUUCUUCUCAUGUGUCUUCUUCUCAUGUGUCUUCUUCUCAUGUGUCUUCUUCUCAUGUGUCUUCUUCUCAUGUGUCUUCUUCUCAUGUGUCUUCUUCUCAUGUGUCUUCUUCUCAUGUGUCUUCUUCUCAUGUGUCUUCUUCUCAUGUGUCUUCUUCUCAUGUGUCUUCUUCUCAUGUGUCUUCUUCUCAUGUGUCUUCUUCUCAUGUGUCUUCUUCUCAUGUGUCUUCUUCUCAUGUGUCUUCUUCUCAUGUGUCUUCUUCUCAUGUGUCUUCUUCUCAUGUGUCUUCUUCUCAUGUGUCUUCUUCUCAUGUGUCUUCUUCUCAUGUGUCUUCUUCUCAUGUGUCUUCUUCUCAUGUGUCUUCUUCUCAUGUGUCUUCUUCUCAUGUGUCUUCUUCUCAUGUGUCUUCUUCUCAUGUGUCUUCUUCUCAUGUGUCUUCUUCUCAUGUGUCUUCUUCUCAUGUGUCUUCUUCUCAUGUGUCUUCUUCUCAUGUGUCUUCUUCUCAUGUGUCUUCUUCUCAUGUGUCUUCUUCUCAUGUGUCUUCUUCUCAUGUGUCUUCUUCUCAUGUGUCUUCUUCUCAUGUGUCUUCUUCUCAUGUGUCUUCUUCUCAUGUGUCUUCUUCUCAUGUGUCUUCUUCUCAUGUGUCUUCUUCUCAUGUGUCUUCUUCUCAUGUGUCUUCUUCUCAUGUGUCUUCUUCUCAUGUGUCUUCUUCUCAUGUGUCUUCUUCUCAUGUGUCUUCUUCUCAUGUGUCUUCUUCUCAUGUGUCUUCUUCUCAUGUGUCUUCUUCUCAUGUGUCUUCUUCUCAUGUGUCUUCUUCUCAUGUGUCUUCUUCUCAUGUGUCUUCUUCUCAUGUGUCUUCUUCUCAUGUGUCUUCUUCUCAUGUGUCUUCUUCUCAUGUGUCUUCUUCUCAUGUGUCUUCUUCUCAUGUGUCUUCUUCUCAUGUGUCUUCUUCUCAUGUGUCUUCUUCUCAUGUGUCUUCUUCUCAUGUGUCUUCUUCUCAUGUGUCUUCUUCUCAUGUGUCUUCUUCUCAUGUGUCUUCUUCUCAUGUGUCUUCUUCUCAUGUGUCUUCUUCUCAUGUGUCUUCUUCUCAUGUGUCUUCUUCUCAUGUGUCUUCUUCUCAUGUGUCUUCUUCUCAUGUGUCUUCUUCUCAUGUGUCUUCUUCUCAUGUGUCUUCUUCUCAUGUGUCUUCUUCUCAUGUGUCUUCUUCUCAUGUGUCUUCUUCUCAUGUGUCUUCUUCUCAUGUGUCUUCUUCUCAUGUGUCUUCUUCUCAUGUGUCUUCUUCUCAUGUGUCUUCUUCUCAUGUGUCUUCUUCUCAUGUGUCUUCUUCUCAUGUGUCUUCUUCUCAUGUGUCUUCUUCUCAUGUGUCUUCUUCUCAUGUGUCUUCUUCUCAUGUGUCUUCUUCUCAUGUGUCUUCUUCUCAUGUGUCUUCUUCUCAUGUGUCUUCUUCUCAUGUGUCUUCUUCUCAUGUGUCUUCUUCUCAUGUGUCUUCUUCUCAUGUGUCUUCUUCUCAUGUGUCUUCUUCUCAUGUGUCUUCUUCUCAUGUGUCUUCUUCUCAUGUGUCUUCUUCUCAUGUGUCUUCUUCUCAUGUGUCUUCUUCUCAUGUGUCUUCUUCUCAUGUGUCUUCUUCUCAUGUGUCUUCUUCUCAUGUGUCUUCUUCUCAUGUGUCUUCUUCUCAUGUGUCUUCUUCUCAUGUGUCUUCUUCUCAUGUGUCUUCUUCUCAUGUGUCUUCUUCUCAUGUGUCUUCUUCUCAUGUGUCUUCUUCUCAUGUGUCUUCUUCUCAUGUGUCUUCUUCUCAUGUGUCUUCUUCUCAUGUGUCUUCUUCUCAUGUGUCUUCUUCUCAUGUGUCUUCUUCUCAUGUGUCUUCUUCUCAUGUGUCUUCUUCUCAUGUGUCUUCUUCUCAUGUGUCUUCUUCUCAUGUGUCUUCUUCUCAUGUGUCUUCUUCUCAUGUGUCUUCUUCUCAUGUGUCUUCUUCUCAUGUGUCUUCUUCUCAUGUGUCUUCUUCUCAUGUGUCUUCUUCUCAUGUGUCUUCUUCUCAUGUGUCUUCUUCUCAUGUGUCUUCUUCUCAUGUGUCUUCUUCUCAUGUGUCUUCUUCUCAUGUGUCUUCUUCUCAUGUGUCUUCUUCUCAUGUGUCUUCUUCUCAUGUGUCUUCUUCUCAUGUGUCUUCUUCUCAUGUGUCUUCUUCUCAUGUGUCUUCUUCUCAUGUGUCUUCUUCUCAUGUGUCUUCUUCUCAUGUGUCUUCUUCUCAUGUGUCUUCUUCUCAUGUGUCUUCUUCUCAUGUGUCUUCUUCUCAUGUGUCUUCUUCUCAUGUGUCUUCUUCUCAUGUGUCUUCUUCUCAUGUGUCUUCUUCUCAUGUGUCUUCUUCUCAUGUGUCUUCUUCUCAUGUGUCUUCUUCUCAUGUGUCUUCUUCUCAUGUGUCUUCUUCUCAUGUGUCUUCUUCUCAUGUGUCUUCUUCUCAUGUGUCUUCUUCUCAUGUGUCUUCUUCUCAUGUGUCUUCUUCUCAUGUGUCUUCUUCUCAUGUGUCUUCUUCUCAUGUGUCUUCUUCUCAUGUGUCUUCUUCUCAUGUGUCUUCUUCUCAUGUGUCUUCUUCUCAUGUGUCUUCUUCUCAUGUGUCUUCUUCUCAUGUGUCUUCUUCUCAUGUGUCUUCUUCUCAUGUGUCUUCUUCUCAUGUGUCUUCUUCUCAUGUGUCUUCUUCUCAUGUGUCUUCUUCUCAUGUGUCUUCUUCUCAUGUGUCUUCUUCUCAUGUGUCUUCUUCUCAUGUGUCUUCUUCUCAUGUGUCUUCUUCUCAUGUGUCUUCUUCUCAUGUGUCUUCUUCUCAUGUGUCUUCUUCUCAUGUGUCUUCUUCUCAUGUGUCUUCUUCUCAUGUGUCUUCUUCUCAUGUGUCUUCUUCUCAUGUGUCUUCUUCUCAUGUGUCUUCUUCUCAUGUGUCUUCUUCUCAUGUGUCUUCUUCUCAUGUGUCUUCUUCUCAUGUGUCUUCUUCUCAUGUGUCUUCUUCUCAUGUGUCUUCUUCUCAUGUGUCUUCUUCUCAUGUGUCUUCUUCUCAUGUGUCUUCUUCUCAUGUGUCUUCUUCUCAUGUGUCUUCUUCUCAUGUGUCUUCUUCUCAUGUGUCUUCUUCUCAUGUGUCUUCUUCUCAUGUGUCUUCUUCUCAUGUGUCUUCUUCUCAUGUGUCUUCUUCUCAUGUGUCUUCUUCUCAUGUGUCUUCUUCUCAUGUGUCUUCUUCUCAUGUGUCUUCUUCUCAUGUGUCUUCUUCUCAUGUGUCUUCUUCUCAUGUGUCUUCUUCUCAUGUGUCUUCUUCUCAUGUGUCUUCUUCUCAUGUGUCUUCUUCUCAUGUGUCUUCUUCUCAUGUGUCUUCUUCUCAUGUGUCUUCUUCUCAUGUGUCUUCUUCUCAUGUGUCUUCUUCUCAUGUGUCUUCUUCUCAUGUGUCUUCUUCUCAUGUGUCUUCUUCUCAUGUGUCUUCUUCUCAUGUGUCUUCUUCUCAUGUGUCUUCUUCUCAUGUGUCUUCUUCUCAUGUGUCUUCUUCUCAUGUGUCUUCUUCUCAUGUGUCUUCUUCUCAUGUGUCUUCUUCUCAUGUGUCUUCUUCUCAUGUGUCUUCUUCUCAUGUGUCUUCUUCUCAUGUGUCUUCUUCUCAUGUGUCUUCUUCUCAUGUGUCUUCUUCUCAUGUGUCUUCUUCUCAUGUGUCUUCUUCUCAUGUGUCUUCUUCUCAUGUGUCUUCUUCUCAUGUGUCUUCUUCUCAUGUGUCUUCUUCUCAUGUGUCUUCUUCUCAUGUGUCUUCUUCUCAUGUGUCUUCUUCUCAUGUGUCUUCUUCUCAUGUGUCUUCUUCUCAUGUGUCUUCUUCUCAUGUGUCUUCUUCUCAUGUGUCUUCUUCUCAUGUGUCUUCUUCUCAUGUGUCUUCUUCUCAUGUGUCUUCUUCUCAUGUGUCUUCUUCUCAUGUGUCUUCUUCUCAUGUGUCUUCUUCUCAUGUGUCUUCUUCUCAUGUGUCUUCUUCUCAUGUGUCUUCUUCUCAUGUGUCUUCUUCUCAUGUGUCUUCUUCUCAUGUGUCUUCUUCUCAUGUGUCUUCUUCUCAUGUGUCUUCUUCUCAUGUGUCUUCUUCUCAUGUGUCUUCUUCUCAUGUGUCUUCUUCUCAUGUGUCUUCUUCUCAUGUGUCUUCUUCUCAUGUGUCUUCUUCUCAUGUGUCUUCUUCUCAUGUGUCUUCUUCUCAUGUGUCUUCUUCUCAUGUGUCUUCUUCUCAUGUGUCUUCUUCUCAUGUGUCUUCUUCUCAUGUGUCUUCUUCUCAUGUGUCUUCUUCUCAUGUGUCUUCUUCUCAUGUGUCUUCUUCUCAUGUGUCUUCUUCUCAUGUGUCUUCUUCUCAUGUGUCUUCUUCUCAUGUGUCUUCUUCUCAUGUGUCUUCUUCUCAUGUGUCUUCUUCUCAUGUGUCUUCUUCUCAUGUGUCUUCUUCUCAUGUGUCUUCUUCUCAUGUGUCUUCUUCUCAUGUGUCUUCUUCUCAUGUGUCUUCUUCUCAUGUGUCUUCUUCUCAUGUGUCUUCUUCUCAUGUGUCUUCUUCUCAUGUGUCUUCUUCUCAUGUGUCUUCUUCUCAUGUGUCUUCUUCUCAUGUGUCUUCUUCUCAUGUGUCUUCUUCUCAUGUGUCUUCUUCUCAUGUGUCUUCUUCUCAUGUGUCUUCUUCUCAUGUGUCUUCUUCUCAUGUGUCUUCUUCUCAUGUGUCUUCUUCUCAUGUGUCUUCUUCUCAUGUGUCUUCUUCUCAUGUGUCUUCUUCUCAUGUGUCUUCUUCUCAUGUGUCUUCUUCUCAUGUGUCUUCUUCUCAUGUGUCUUCUUCUCAUGUGUCUUCUUCUCAUGUGUCUUCUUCUCAUGUGUCUUCUUCUCAUGUGUCUUCUUCUCAUGUGUCUUCUUCUCAUGUGUCUUCUUCUCAUGUGUCUUCUUCUCAUGUGUCUUCUUCUCAUGUGUCUUCUUCUCAUGUGUCUUCUUCUCAUGUGUCUUCUUCUCAUGUGUCUUCUUCUCAUGUGUCUUCUUCUCAUGUGUCUUCUUCUCAUGUGUCUUCUUCUCAUGUGUCUUCUUCUCAUGUGUCUUCUUCUCAUGUGUCUUCUUCUCAUGUGUCUUCUUCUCAUGUGUCUUCUUCUCAUGUGUCUUCUUCUCAUGUGUCUUCUUCUCAUGUGUCUUCUUCUCAUGUGUCUUCUUCUCAUGUGUCUUCUUCUCAUGUGUCUUCUUCUCAUGUGUCUUCUUCUCAUGUGUCUUCUUCUCAUGUGUCUUCUUCUCAUGUGUCUUCUUCUCAUGUGUCUUCUUCUCAUGUGUCUUCUUCUCAUGUGUCUUCUUCUCAUGUGUCUUCUUCUCAUGUGUCUUCUUCUCAUGUGUCUUCUUCUCAUGUGUCUUCUUCUCAUGUGUCUUCUUCUCAUGUGUCUUCUUCUCAUGUGUCUUCUUCUCAUGUGUCUUCUUCUCAUGUGUCUUCUUCUCAUGUGUCUUCUUCUCAUGUGUCUUCUUCUCAUGUGUCUUCUUCUCAUGUGUCUUCUUCUCAUGUGUCUUCUUCUCAUGUGUCUUCUUCUCAUGUGUCUUCUUCUCAUGUGUCUUCUUCUCAUGUGUCUUCUUCUCAUGUGUCUUCUUCUCAUGUGUCUUCUUCUCAUGUGUCUUCUUCUCAUGUGUCUUCUUCUCAUGUGUCUUCUUCUCAUGUGUCUUCUUCUCAUGUGUCUUCUUCUCAUGUGUCUUCUUCUCAUGUGUCUUCUUCUCAUGUGUCUUCUUCUCAUGUGUCUUCUUCUCAUGUGUCUUCUUCUCAUGUGUCUUCUUCUCAUGUGUCUUCUUCUCAUGUGUCUUCUUCUCAUGUGUCUUCUUCUCAUGUGUCUUCUUCUCAUGUGUCUUCUUCUCAUGUGUCUUCUUCUCAUGUGUCUUCUUCUCAUGUGUCUUCUUCUCAUGUGUCUUCUUCUCAUGUGUCUUCUUCUCAUGUGUCUUCUUCUCAUGUGUCUUCUUCUCAUGUGUCUUCUUCUCAUGUGUCUUCUUCUCAUGUGUCUUCUUCUCAUGUGUCUUCUUCUCAUGUGUCUUCUUCUCAUGUGUCUUCUUCUCAUGUGUCUUCUUCUCAUGUGUCUUCUUCUCAUGUGUCUUCUUCUCAUGUGUCUUCUUCUCAUGUGUCUUCUUCUCAUGUGUCUUCUUCUCAUGUGUCUUCUUCUCAUGUGUCUUCUUCUCAUGUGUCUUCUUCUCAUGUGUCUUCUUCUCAUGUGUCUUCUUCUCAUGUGUCUUCUUCUCAUGUGUCUUCUUCUCAUGUGUCUUCUUCUCAUGUGUCUUCUUCUCAUGUGUCUUCUUCUCAUGUGUCUUCUUCUCAUGUGUCUUCUUCUCAUGUGUCUUCUUCUCAUGUGUCUUCUUCUCAUGUGUCUUCUUCUCAUGUGUCUUCUUCUCAUGUGUCUUCUUCUCAUGUGUCUUCUUCUCAUGUGUCUUCUUCUCAUGUGUCUUCUUCUCAUGUGUCUUCUUCUCAUGUGUCUUCUUCUCAUGUGUCUUCUUCUCAUGUGUCUUCUUCUCAUGUGUCUUCUUCUCAUGUGUCUUCUUCUCAUGUGUCUUCUUCUCAUGUGUCUUCUUCUCAUGUGUCUUCUUCUCAUGUGUCUUCUUCUCAUGUGUCUUCUUCUCAUGUGUCUUCUUCUCAUGUGUCUUCUUCUCAUGUGUCUUCUUCUCAUGUGUCUUCUUCUCAUGUGUCUUCUUCUCAUGUGUCUUCUUCUCAUGUGUCUUCUUCUCAUGUGUCUUCUUCUCAUGUGUCUUCUUCUCAUGUGUCUUCUUCUCAUGUGUCUUCUUCUCAUGUGUCUUCUUCUCAUGUGUCUUCUUCUCAUGUGUCUUCUUCUCAUGUGUCUUCUUCUCAUGUGUCUUCUUCUCAUGUGUCUUCUUCUCAUGUGUCUUCUUCUCAUGUGUCUUCUUCUCAUGUGUCUUCUUCUCAUGUGUCUUCUUCUCAUGUGUCUUCUUCUCAUGUGUCUUCUUCUCAUGUGUCUUCUUCUCAUGUGUCUUCUUCUCAUGUGUCUUCUUCUCAUGUGUCUUCUUCUCAUGUGUCUUCUUCUCAUGUGUCUUCUUCUCAUGUGUCUUCUUCUCAUGUGUCUUCUUCUCAUGUGUCUUCUUCUCAUGUGUCUUCUUCUCAUGUGUCUUCUUCUCAUGUGUCUUCUUCUCAUGUGUCUUCUUCUCAUGUGUCUUCUUCUCAUGUGUCUUCUUCUCAUGUGUCUUCUUCUCAUGUGUCUUCUUCUCAUGUGUCUUCUUCUCAUGUGUCUUCUUCUCAUGUGUCUUCUUCUCAUGUGUCUUCUUCUCAUGUGUCUUCUUCUCAUGUGUCUUCUUCUCAUGUGUCUUCUUCUCAUGUGUCUUCUUCUCAUGUGUCUUCUUCUCAUGUGUCUUCUUCUCAUGUGUCUUCUUCUCAUGUGUCUUCUUCUCAUGUGUCUUCUUCUCAUGUGUCUUCUUCUCAUGUGUCUUCUUCUCAUGUGUCUUCUUCUCAUGUGUCUUCUUCUCAUGUGUCUUCUUCUCAUGUGUCUUCUUCUCAUGUGUCUUCUUCUCAUGUGUCUUCUUCUCAUGUGUCUUCUUCUCAUGUGUCUUCUUCUCAUGUGUCUUCUUCUCAUGUGUCUUCUUCUCAUGUGUCUUCUUCUCAUGUGUCUUCUUCUCAUGUGUCUUCUUCUCAUGUGUCUUCUUCUCAUGUGUCUUCUUCUCAUGUGUCUUCUUCUCAUGUGUCUUCUUCUCAUGUGUCUUCUUCUCAUGUGUCUUCUUCUCAUGUGUCUUCUUCUCAUGUGUCUUCUUCUCAUGUGUCUUCUUCUCAUGUGUCUUCUUCUCAUGUGUCUUCUUCUCAUGUGUCUUCUUCUCAUGUGUCUUCUUCUCAUGUGUCUUCUUCUCAUGUGUCUUCUUCUCAUGUGUCUUCUUCUCAUGUGUCUUCUUCUCAUGUGUCUUCUUCUCAUGUGUCUUCUUCUCAUGUGUCUUCUUCUCAUGUGUCUUCUUCUCAUGUGUCUUCUUCUCAUGUGUCUUCUUCUCAUGUGUCUUCUUCUCAUGUGUCUUCUUCUCAUGUGUCUUCUUCUCAUGUGUCUUCUUCUCAUGUGUCUUCUUCUCAUGUGUCUUCUUCUCAUGUGUCUUCUUCUCAUGUGUCUUCUUCUCAUGUGUCUUCUUCUCAUGUGUCUUCUUCUCAUGUGUCUUCUUCUCAUGUGUCUUCUUCUCAUGUGUCUUCUUCUCAUGUGUCUUCUUCUCAUGUGUCUUCUUCUCAUGUGUCUUCUUCUCAUGUGUCUUCUUCUCAUGUGUCUUCUUCUCAUGUGUCUUCUUCUCAUGUGUCUUCUUCUCAUGUGUCUUCUUCUCAUGUGUCUUCUUCUCAUGUGUCUUCUUCUCAUGUGUCUUCUUCUCAUGUGUCUUCUUCUCAUGUGUCUUCUUCUCAUGUGUCUUCUUCUCAUGUGUCUUCUUCUCAUGUGUCUUCUUCUCAUGUGUCUUCUUCUCAUGUGUCUUCUUCUCAUGUGUCUUCUUCUCAUGUGUCUUCUUCUCAUGUGUCUUCUUCUCAUGUGUCUUCUUCUCAUGUGUCUUCUUCUCAUGUGUCUUCUUCUCAUGUGUCUUCUUCUCAUGUGUCUUCUUCUCAUGUGUCUUCUUCUCAUGUGUCUUCUUCUCAUGUGUCUUCUUCUCAUGUGUCUUCUUCUCAUGUGUCUUCUUCUCAUGUGUCUUCUUCUCAUGUGUCUUCUUCUCAUGUGUCUUCUUCUCAUGUGUCUUCUUCUCAUGUGUCUUCUUCUCAUGUGUCUUCUUCUCAUGUGUCUUCUUCUCAUGUGUCUUCUUCUCAUGUGUCUUCUUCUCAUGUGUCUUCUUCUCAUGUGUCUUCUUCUCAUGUGUCUUCUUCUCAUGUGUCUUCUUCUCAUGUGUCUUCUUCUCAUGUGUCUUCUUCUCAUGUGUCUUCUUCUCAUGUGUCUUCUUCUCAUGUGUCUUCUUCUCAUGUGUCUUCUUCUCAUGUGUCUUCUUCUCAUGUGUCUUCUUCUCAUGUGUCUUCUUCUCAUGUGUCUUCUUCUCAUGUGUCUUCUUCUCAUGUGUCUUCUUCUCAUGUGUCUUCUUCUCAUGUGUCUUCUUCUCAUGUGUCUUCUUCUCAUGUGUCUUCUUCUCAUGUGUCUUCUUCUCAUGUGUCUUCUUCUCAUGUGUCUUCUUCUCAUGUGUCUUCUUCUCAUGUGUCUUCUUCUCAUGUGUCUUCUUCUCAUGUGUCUUCUUCUCAUGUGUCUUCUUCUCAUGUGUCUUCUUCUCAUGUGUCUUCUUCUCAUGUGUCUUCUUCUCAUGUGUCUUCUUCUCAUGUGUCUUCUUCUCAUGUGUCUUCUUCUCAUGUGUCUUCUUCUCAUGUGUCUUCUUCUCAUGUGUCUUCUUCUCAUGUGUCUUCUUCUCAUGUGUCUUCUUCUCAUGUGUCUUCUUCUCAUGUGUCUUCUUCUCAUGUGUCUUCUUCUCAUGUGUCUUCUUCUCAUGUGUCUUCUUCUCAUGUGUCUUCUUCUCAUGUGUCUUCUUCUCAUGUGUCUUCUUCUCAUGUGUCUUCUUCUCAUGUGUCUUCUUCUCAUGUGUCUUCUUCUCAUGUGUCUUCUUCUCAUGUGUCUUCUUCUCAUGUGUCUUCUUCUCAUGUGUCUUCUUCUCAUGUGUCUUCUUCUCAUGUGUCUUCUUCUCAUGUGUCUUCUUCUCAUGUGUCUUCUUCUCAUGUGUCUUCUUCUCAUGUGUCUUCUUCUCAUGUGUCUUCUUCUCAUGUGUCUUCUUCUCAUGUGUCUUCUUCUCAUGUGUCUUCUUCUCAUGUGUCUUCUUCUCAUGUGUCUUCUUCUCAUGUGUCUUCUUCUCAUGUGUCUUCUUCUCAUGUGUCUUCUUCUCAUGUGUCUUCUUCUCAUGUGUCUUCUUCUCAUGUGUCUUCUUCUCAUGUGUCUUCUUCUCAUGUGUCUUCUUCUCAUGUGUCUUCUUCUCAUGUGUCUUCUUCUCAUGUGUCUUCUUCUCAUGUGUCUUCUUCUCAUGUGUCUUCUUCUCAUGUGUCUUCUUCUCAUGUGUCUUCUUCUCAUGUGUCUUCUUCUCAUGUGUCUUCUUCUCAUGUGUCUUCUUCUCAUGUGUCUUCUUCUCAUGUGUCUUCUUCUCAUGUGUCUUCUUCUCAUGUGUCUUCUUCUCAUGUGUCUUCUUCUCAUGUGUCUUCUUCUCAUGUGUCUUCUUCUCAUGUGUCUUCUUCUCAUGUGUCUUCUUCUCAUGUGUCUUCUUCUCAUGUGUCUUCUUCUCAUGUGUCUUCUUCUCAUGUGUCUUCUUCUCAUGUGUCUUCUUCUCAUGUGUCUUCUUCUCAUGUGUCUUCUUCUCAUGUGUCUUCUUCUCAUGUGUCUUCUUCUCAUGUGUCUUCUUCUCAUGUGUCUUCUUCUCAUGUGUCUUCUUCUCAUGUGUCUUCUUCUCAUGUGUCUUCUUCUCAUGUGUCUUCUUCUCAUGUGUCUUCUUCUCAUGUGUCUUCUUCUCAUGUGUCUUCUUCUCAUGUGUCUUCUUCUCAUGUGUCUUCUUCUCAUGUGUCUUCUUCUCAUGUGUCUUCUUCUCAUGUGUCUUCUUCUCAUGUGUCUUCUUCUCAUGUGUCUUCUUCUCAUGUGUCUUCUUCUCAUGUGUCUUCUUCUCAUGUGUCUUCUUCUCAUGUGUCUUCUUCUCAUGUGUCUUCUUCUCAUGUGUCUUCUUCUCAUGUGUCUUCUUCUCAUGUGUCUUCUUCUCAUGUGUCUUCUUCUCAUGUGUCUUCUUCUCAUGUGUCUUCUUCUCAUGUGUCUUCUUCUCAUGUGUCUUCUUCUCAUGUGUCUUCUUCUCAUGUGUCUUCUUCUCAUGUGUCUUCUUCUCAUGUGUCUUCUUCUCAUGUGUCUUCUUCUCAUGUGUCUUCUUCUCAUGUGUCUUCUUCUCAUGUGUCUUCUUCUCAUGUGUCUUCUUCUCAUGUGUCUUCUUCUCAUGUGUCUUCUUCUCAUGUGUCUUCUUCUCAUGUGUCUUCUUCUCAUGUGUCUUCUUCUCAUGUGUCUUCUUCUCAUGUGUCUUCUUCUCAUGUGUCUUCUUCUCAUGUGUCUUCUUCUCAUGUGUCUUCUUCUCAUGUGUCUUCUUCUCAUGUGUCUUCUUCUCAUGUGUCUUCUUCUCAUGUGUCUUCUUCUCAUGUGUCUUCUUCUCAUGUGUCUUCUUCUCAUGUGUCUUCUUCUCAUGUGUCUUCUUCUCAUGUGUCUUCUUCUCAUGUGUCUUCUUCUCAUGUGUCUUCUUCUCAUGUGUCUUCUUCUCAUGUGUCUUCUUCUCAUGUGUCUUCUUCUCAUGUGUCUUCUUCUCAUGUGUCUUCUUCUCAUGUGUCUUCUUCUCAUGUGUCUUCUUCUCAUGUGUCUUCUUCUCAUGUGUCUUCUUCUCAUGUGUCUUCUUCUCAUGUGUCUUCUUCUCAUGUGUCUUCUUCUCAUGUGUCUUCUUCUCAUGUGUCUUCUUCUCAUGUGUCUUCUUCUCAUGUGUCUUCUUCUCAUGUGUCUUCUUCUCAUGUGUCUUCUUCUCAUGUGUCUUCUUCUCAUGUGUCUUCUUCUCAUGUGUCUUCUUCUCAUGUGUCUUCUUCUCAUGUGUCUUCUUCUCAUGUGUCUUCUUCUCAUGUGUCUUCUUCUCAUGUGUCUUCUUCUCAUGUGUCUUCUUCUCAUGUGUCUUCUUCUCAUGUGUCUUCUUCUCAUGUGUCUUCUUCUCAUGUGUCUUCUUCUCAUGUGUCUUCUUCUCAUGUGUCUUCUUCUCAUGUGUCUUCUUCUCAUGUGUCUUCUUCUCAUGUGUCUUCUUCUCAUGUGUCUUCUUCUCAUGUGUCUUCUUCUCAUGUGUCUUCUUCUCAUGUGUCUUCUUCUCAUGUGUCUUCUUCUCAUGUGUCUUCUUCUCAUGUGUCUUCUUCUCAUGUGUCUUCUUCUCAUGUGUCUUCUUCUCAUGUGUCUUCUUCUCAUGUGUCUUCUUCUCAUGUGUCUUCUUCUCAUGUGUCUUCUUCUCAUGUGUCUUCUUCUCAUGUGUCUUCUUCUCAUGUGUCUUCUUCUCAUGUGUCUUCUUCUCAUGUGUCUUCUUCUCAUGUGUCUUCUUCUCAUGUGUCUUCUUCUCAUGUGUCUUCUUCUCAUGUGUCUUCUUCUCAUGUGUCUUCUUCUCAUGUGUCUUCUUCUCAUGUGUCUUCUUCUCAUGUGUCUUCUUCUCAUGUGUCUUCUUCUCAUGUGUCUUCUUCUCAUGUGUCUUCUUCUCAUGUGUCUUCUUCUCAUGUGUCUUCUUCUCAUGUGUCUUCUUCUCAUGUGUCUUCUUCUCAUGUGUCUUCUUCUCAUGUGUCUUCUUCUCAUGUGUCUUCUUCUCAUGUGUCUUCUUCUCAUGUGUCUUCUUCUCAUGUGUCUUCUUCUCAUGUGUCUUCUUCUCAUGUGUCUUCUUCUCAUGUGUCUUCUUCUCAUGUGUCUUCUUCUCAUGUGUCUUCUUCUCAUGUGUCUUCUUCUCAUGUGUCUUCUUCUCAUGUGUCUUCUUCUCAUGUGUCUUCUUCUCAUGUGUCUUCUUCUCAUGUGUCUUCUUCUCAUGUGUCUUCUUCUCAUGUGUCUUCUUCUCAUGUGUCUUCUUCUCAUGUGUCUUCUUCUCAUGUGUCUUCUUCUCAUGUGUCUUCUUCUCAUGUGUCUUCUUCUCAUGUGUCUUCUUCUCAUGUGUCUUCUUCUCAUGUGUCUUCUUCUCAUGUGUCUUCUUCUCAUGUGUCUUCUUCUCAUGUGUCUUCUUCUCAUGUGUCUUCUUCUCAUGUGUCUUCUUCUCAUGUGUCUUCUUCUCAUGUGUCUUCUUCUCAUGUGUCUUCUUCUCAUGUGUCUUCUUCUCAUGUGUCUUCUUCUCAUGUGUCUUCUUCUCAUGUGUCUUCUUCUCAUGUGUCUUCUUCUCAUGUGUCUUCUUCUCAUGUGUCUUCUUCUCAUGUGUCUUCUUCUCAUGUGUCUUCUUCUCAUGUGUCUUCUUCUCAUGUGUCUUCUUCUCAUGUGUCUUCUUCUCAUGUGUCUUCUUCUCAUGUGUCUUCUUCUCAUGUGUCUUCUUCUCAUGUGUCUUCUUCUCAUGUGUCUUCUUCUCAUGUGUCUUCUUCUCAUGUGUCUUCUUCUCAUGUGUCUUCUUCUCAUGUGUCUUCUUCUCAUGUGUCUUCUUCUCAUGUGUCUUCUUCUCAUGUGUCUUCUUCUCAUGUGUCUUCUUCUCAUGUGUCUUCUUCUCAUGUGUCUUCUUCUCAUGUGUCUUCUUCUCAUGUGUCUUCUUCUCAUGUGUCUUCUUCUCAUGUGUCUUCUUCUCAUGUGUCUUCUUCUCAUGUGUCUUCUUCUCAUGUGUCUUCUUCUCAUGUGUCUUCUUCUCAUGUGUCUUCUUCUCAUGGUCUUCUCUCAUGUGUCGUCUUCUCAUGUGUCUUUCUUUCUCAUGUGUCUUCUUCUCAUGUGUCUUCUUCUCAUGUGUCUUCUUCUCAUGUGUCUUCUUCUCAUGUGUCUUCUUCUCAUGUGUCUUCUUCUCAUGUGUCUUCUUCUUCAUGUGUCUUCUUCUCAUGUGUCUUCUUCUCAUGUGUCUUCUUCUCAUGUGUCUUCUUCUCAUGUGUCUUCUUCUCAUGUGUCUUCUUCUCAUGUGUCCUUCUUCUCAUGUGUCUUCUUCUCAUGUGUCUUCUUCUCAUGUGUCUUCUUCUCAUGUGUCUUCUUCUCAUGUGUCCCUUCUUCUCAUGUGUCUUCUUCUCAUGUGUCUUCUUCUCAUGUGUCUUCUUCUCAUGUGUCUUCUUCUCAUGUGUCUUCUUCUCAUGUGUCGUCUUCUCAUGUGUCUUCUUCUCAUGUGUCUUCUUCUCAUGUGUCUUCUUCUCAUGGUGUCUUCUUCUCAUGUGUCUUCUUCUCAUGUGUCUUCUUCUCAUGUGUCUUCUUCUCAUGUGUCUUCUUCUCAUGUGUCUUCUUCUCAUGUGUCUUCUUCUCAUGUGUCUUCUUCUCCAUGUGUCUUCUUCUCAUGUGUCUUCUUCUCAUGUGUCUUCUUCUCAUGUGUCUUCUUCUCAUGUGUCUUCUUCUCAUGUGUCUUCUUCUCAUGUGUCUUCUUCUCAUGUGUCUUCUUCUCUCAUGUGUCUUCUUCUCAUGUGUCUUCUCUCAUGUGUCUUCCUUCUCAUGUGUCUUCUUCAUCAAUGUGUCUUCUUCUCAUGUGUCUUCUUCUCAUGUUCUUCUUCUCAUGUGUCAUCUUCUCAUGUGUCUUCUUCUCAUGUGUCUUCUUCUCAUGUGUCUUCUUCUCAUGUGUCUUCUUCUCAUGUGUCUUCUUCUCAUGUGUUCUUCUCAUGUGUCCUUCUUCUCAUGUGUCUUCUUCUCAUGUGUCUUCUUCUCAUGUGUCUUCUUCUCAUGUGUCUUCUUCUCAUGUGUCUUCUUCUCAUGUGUCUUCUUCUCAGUGUCUUCUUCUCAUGUGUCUUCUUCUCAUGUGUCUCUUCUCAUGUGUCUUCUUCUCAUGUGUCUUCUUCUCAUGUGUCUUCUUCUCAUGUGUCGUCUUCUCAUGUGUCUUCUUCUCAUGUGUCUUCUUCUCAUGUGUCUUCUUCUCAUGUGUCUUCUUCUCAUGUGUCUUCUUCUCAUGUGUCUUCUUCUCAUGUGUCUUCUUCUCAUGUGUCCUUCUUCUCAUGUGUCUUCUUCAUCAUGUGUCUUCUUCUCAUGUGUCUUCUUCUCAUGUGUCUUCUUCUCAUGUGUCUUCUUCUCAUGUGUCUUCUUCUCAUGUGUCUUCUUCUCAUGUGUCUUCUUCUCAUGUGUCUUCUUCUCAUGUGUCUUCUUCUCAUGUGUCUUCUUCUCAUGUGUCUUCUUCUCAUGUGUCUUCUUCUCAUGUGUCUUCUUUUGUUCCUAAUGUGUCUUGCUUCUCAUGUGUCCUCUUCUCAUGUUUCUCAUGUGUCUUCUUCUCAUGUGUCUUCUUCUCAUGUGUCUUCUUCUCAUGUGUCUUCUUCUCAUGUGUCUUCUUCUCAUGUGUCUUCUUCUCAUGUGUUCUUCUUCUCAUGUGUCUUCUUCUCAUGUGUCUUCUUCUCAUGUGUCUUCUUCUCAUGUGUCUUCUUCUCAUGUGGUCUUCAUUCUCAUGUGUCGUCUUCUCAUGUGUCUUCUUCUCAUGUGUCUUCCUUCUCAUGUGUCUUCUUCUCAUGUGUCUUCUUCUCAUGUGUCUUCUUCUCAUGUGUCUUCUUCUCAUGUGCUUCUUCUCAUGUGUCUUCUUCUCAUGUGUCUUCUUCUCAUGUGUCUUCUUCUCAUGUGUCUUCUUCUCAUGUGUCUUCUUCUCAUGUGUCUUCUUCUCAUGUGUCUUCUUCUCAUGUGUCUUCUUCUCAUGUGUCUUCUUCUCAUGUGUCUUCUUCUCAUGUUGGUCUUCUUCUCAUGUGUCUUCUUCUCAUGUGUCUUCUUCUCAUGUGUCUUCUUCUCAUGUGUCUUCUUCUCAUGUGUCUUCUUCUCAUGUGUCUCUCUCAUGUGUCUUCUUCUCAUGUGUCUUCUUCUCAUGUGUCUUCUUCUCAUGUGUCUUCUUCUCAUGUGUCUUCUUCUCAUGUGUCUUCUUCUCAUGUGUCUUCUUCUCAUGUGUCUUCUUCUCAUGUGUCUUCUUCUCAUGUGUCUUCUUCUCAUGUGUCUUCUUCUCAUGUGUCUUCUUCUCAUGUGUCUUCUUCUCAUGUGUCUUCUUCUCAUGUGUCUUCUUCUCAUGUGUCUUCUUCUCAUGUGUCUUCUUCUCAUGUGUCUUCUUCUCAUGUGUCUUCUUCUCAUGUGUCUUCUUCUCAUGUGUCUUCUUCUCAUGUGUCUUCUUCUCAUGUGUCUUCUUCUCAUGUGUCUUCUUCUCAUGUGUCUUCUUCUCAUGUGUCUUCUUCUCAUGUGUCUUCUUCUCAUGUGUCUUCUUCUCAUGUGUCUUCUUCUCAUGUGUCUUCUUCUCAUGUGUCUUCUUCUCAUGUGUCUUCUUCUCAUGUGUCUUCUUCUCAUGUGUCUUCUUCUCAUGUGUCUUCUUCUCAUGUGUCUUCUUCUCAUGUGUCUUCUUCUCAUGUGUCUUCUUCUCAUGUGUCUUCUUCUCAUGUGUCUUCUUCUCAUGUGUCUUCUUCUCAUGUGUCUUCUUCUCAUGUGUCUUCUUCUCAUGUGUCUUCUUCUCAUGUGUCUUCUUCUCAUGUGUCUUCUUCUCAUGUGUCUUCUUCUCAUGUGUCUUCUUCUCAUGUGUCUUCUUCUCAUGUGUCUUCUUCUCAUGUGUCUUCUUCUCAUGUGUCUUCUUCUCAUGUGUCUUCUUCUCAUGUGUCUUCUUCUCAUGUGUCUUCUUCUCAUGUGUCUUCUUCUCAUGUGUCUUCUUCUCAUGUGUCUUCUUCUCAUGUGUCUUCUUCUCAUGUGUCUUCUUCUCAUGUGUCUUCUUCUCAUGUGUCUUCUUCUCAUGUGUCUUCUUCUCAUGUGUCUUCUUCUCAUGUGUCUUCUUCUCAUGUGUCUUCUUCUCAUGUGUCUUCUUCUCAUGUGUCUUCUUCUCAUGUGUCUUCUUCUCAUGUGUCUUCUUCUCAUGUGUCUUCUUCUCAUGUGUCUUCUUCUCAUGUGUCUUCUUCUCAUGUGUCUUCUUCUCAUGUGUCUUCUUCUCAUGUGUCUUCUUCUCAUGUGUCUUCUUCUCAUGUGUCUUCUUCUCAUGUGUCUUCUUCUCAUGUGUCUUCUUCUCAUGUGUCUUCUUCUCAUGUGUCUUCUUCUCAUGUGUCUUCUUCUCAUGUGUCUUCUUCUCAUGUGUCUUCUUCUCAUGUGUCUUCUUCUCAUGUGUCUUCUUCUCAUGUGUCUUCUUCUCAUGUGUCUUCUUCUCAUGUGUCUUCUUCUCAUGUGUCUUCUUCUCAUGUGUCUUCUUCUCAUGUGUCUUCUUCUCAUGUGUCUUCUUCUCAUGUGUCUUCUUCUCAUGUGUCUUCUUCUCAUGUGUCUUCUUCUCAUGUGUCUUCUUCUCAUGUGUCUUCUUCUCAUGUGUCUUCUUCUCAUGUGUCUUCUUCUCAUGUGUCUUCUUCUCAUGUGUCUUCUUCUCAUGUGUCUUCUUCUCAUGUGUCUUCUUCUCAUGUGUCUUCUUCUCAUGUGUCUUCUUCUCAUGUGUCUUCUUCUCAUGUGUCUUCUUCUCAUGUGUCUUCUUCUCAUGUGUCUUCUUCUCAUGUGUCUUCUUCUCAUGUGUCUUCUUCUCAUGUGUCUUCUUCUCAUGUGUCUUCUUCUCAUGUGUCUUCUUCUCAUGUGUCUUCUUCUCAUGUGUCUUCUUCUCAUGUGUCUUCUUCUCAUGUGUCUUCUUCUCAUGUGUCUUCUUCUCAUGUGUCUUCUUCUCAUGUGUCUUCUUCUCAUGUGUCUUCUUCUCAUGUGUCUUCUUCUCAUGUGUCUUCUUCUCAUGUGUCUUCUUCUCAUGUGUCUUCUUCUCAUGUGUCUUCUUCUCAUGUGUCUUCUUCUCAUGUGUCUUCUUCUCAUGUGUCUUCUUCUCAUGUGUCUUCUUCUCAUGUGUCUUCUUCUCAUGUGUCUUCUUCUCAUGUGUCCUUCUUCUCAUGUGUCUUCUGCACUCAUGUGUCUUCUUCUCAUGUGUCCUUCUUCUCAUGUUCGUCCUUCUCAUGUGUCUUCGUCUCAUGUGUCUUCUUCUCAUGUGUCUUCUUCUCAUGUGUCUUCUUCUCAUGUGUCUUCUUCUCAUGUGUCUUCUUCUCAUGUGUCUUCUCUCAUGUGUCUUCUUCUCAUGUGUCUUCUUCUCAUGGUUGUCUUCUUCUCAUGUGUCGUCUUCUCAUGUGUCUUCCUUCUCAUGUGUCUUCUUCUUCAUGUGUCUUCUUCUCAUGUGUCUUCUUCUCUCAUGUGUCUUCUUCUCAUGUGUCUUCCUUCUCAUGUGUCCUUCUUCUCAUGUGUCUUCUUCUCAUGUGUCUUCUUCUCAUGUGUCUUCUUCUCAUGUGUCUUCUUCUCAUGUGUCUUCUUCUCAUGUGUCUUCUUCUCAUGUGUCUUCUUCUCAAUGUGUCUUCUUCUCAGGUGUCUUCUUCUCAUGUGUCUUCUUCUCAUGUGUCUUCUUCUCAUGUGUCCUUCUUCUCAUGUGUCCUUCUUCUCAUGUGUCUUCUUCUCAUGUGUCUUCUUCUCAUGUGUCUUCUUCUCAUGUGUCUUCUUCUCAUGUGUCUUCUUCUCAUGUGUCUUCUUCUCAUGUGUCUUCUUCUCAUGUGUCUUCUUCUCAUGUGUCUUUCUUCUCAUGUGUCCUUCUUCUCAUGUGUCUUCUUCUCAUGUGUCUCUUCUCAUGUGUCUUCUUCUCAUGUGUCUUCUUCUCAUGUGUCUUCUUCUCAUGUGUCUUCUUCUCAUGUGUCUUCUCUCAUGUGUCUUCUUCUCAUGUGUCUUCUUCUCAUGUGGUCUUCUUCUCAUGUGUCUUCUUCUCAUGUGUCUUCUUCUCAUGUGUCUUCUUCUCAUGUGUCUUCUUCUCAGUGUCUUCUUCUCAUGUGUCUUCUAUCUCAUGUGUCCUUCUUCUCAUGUGUCUUCUUCUCAUGUGUCUUCUUCUCAUGUGUCCUUCUUCUCAUGUGUCUCUUCUCAUGUGCUCUUCUCAUGUGUCCUUCUUCUCAUGUGUCUUCUUCUCAUGUGUCUUCUUCUCAUGUGUCUUCUUCUCAUGUGUCUUCUUCUCAUGUGUCUUCUUCUCAUGUGUCUUCUUCUCAUGUGUCUUCUUCUCAUGUGUCUUCUUCUCAUGUGUCUUCUUCUCAUGUGUCUUCUUCUCAUGUGUCUUCUUCUCAUGUGUCUUCUUCUCAUGUGUCUUCUUCUCAUGUGUCUUCUUCUCAUGUGUCUUCUUCUCAUGUGUCUUCUUCUCAUGUGUCUUCUUCUCAUGUGUCUUCUUCUCAUGUGUCUUCUUCUCAUGUGUCUUCUUCUCAUGUGUCUUCUUCUCAUGUGUCUUCUUCUCAUGUGUCUUCUUCUCAUGUGUCUUCUUCUCAUGUGUCUUCUUCUCAUGUGUCUUCUUCUCAUGUGUCUUCUUCUCAUGUGUCUUCUUCUCAUGUGUCUUCUUCUCAUGUGUCUUCUUCUCAUGUGUCUUCUUCUCAUGUGUCUUCUUCUCAUGUGUCUUCUUCUCAUGUGUCUUCUUCUCAUGUGUCUUCUUCUCAUGUGUCUUCUUCUCAUGUGUCUUCUUCUCAUGUGUCUUCUUCUCAUGUGUCUUCUUCUCAUGUGUCUUCUCUCAUGUGUCUUCUUCUCAUGUGUCUUCUUCUCAUGUGGUCUUCUUCUCAUGUGUCUUCUUCUCAUGUGUCUUCUUCUCAUGUGUCUUCUUCUCAUGUGUCUUCUUCUCAUGUGUCUUCUUCUCAUGUGUCUUCUUCUCAUGUGUCUUCUUCUCAUGUGUCUUCUUCUCAUGUGUCUUCUUCUCAUGUGUCUUCUUCUCAUGUGUCUUCUUCUCAUGUGUCUUCUUCUCAUGUGUCUUCUUCUCAUGUUGUUCUUCUCUCAUGUGUCUUCUUCUCAUGUGUCUUCUUCUCAUGUGUCUUCUUCUCAUUGUCUUCUUCUCAUGUGUCUUCUUCUCAUGUGGUCUUCUUCUCAUGUGUCUUCCUUCUCAUGUGUCUUCUUCUCAUGUGUCUUCUUCUCAUGUGUCUUCUUCUCAUGUGUCUUCUUCUCAUGUGUCUUCUUCUCAUGUGUCUUCUUCUCAUGUGUCUUCUUCUCAUGUGUCUUCUUCUCAUGUGUCUUCUUCUCAUGUGUCUUCUUCUCAUGUGUCUUCUUCUCAUGUGUCUUCUCUCAUGUGUCUUCUUCUCAUGUGUCUUCUUCUCAUGUGUCUUCUUCUCUGUGUCUUCUUCUCAUGUGUCUUCUUCUCAUGUGUCUUCUUCUCAUGUGUCUUCUUCUCAUGUGUCCUUCUUCUCAUGUGUCUUCUUCUCAUGUGUCUUCUUCUCUGUGUCUUCUUCUCAUGUGUCUUCUUCUCAUGUGUCUUCUUUCUCAUGUGUCUUCUUCUCAUGUGUCUUCUUCUCAUGUGUCUUCUUCUCAUGUGUCUUCUUCUCAUGUGUCUGUCUUCCCUCAUGGUGUCUUCUUCUCAUGUGUCUUCUUCUCAUGUGUCUUCUUCUCAUGUGUCCUUCUUCUCAUGUGUCUUCUUCUCAUGUGUCGUCUUCUCAUGUGUCUUCUUCUCAUGUGUCUUCUUCUCAUGUGUCUUCUUCUCAUGUGUCUUCUUCUCAUGUGUCUUCUUCUCAUGUGUCUUCUUCUCAUGUGUCUUCUUCUCAUGUGUCUUCUUCUCAUGUGUCCUUCUUCUCAAUGUGUCUUCUUCUCAUGUGUCUUCUUCUCAUGUGUCUUCUUCUCAUGUUGUCUUCUUCUCAUGUGUCUUCUUUCUCAUGUGUCUUCUUCUCAUGUGUCUUCUUCUCAUGUGUCUUCUUCUCAUGUGUCUUCUUCUCAUGUGUCUUCUUCUCAUGUGUCUCUUCUCAUGUGUCUUCUUCUCCAUGGGUCUUCUUCUCAUGUGUCUUCUUCUCAUGGUAUUCUUCUCAUGUGUCUUCUUCUCCAUGUGUCUUUCUUCUCAUGUGUCUUCUUCUCAUGUGUCUUCUUCUCAUGGUUCUUCUUCUCAUGUGUCUUCUUCUCAUGUGUCUUCUUCUCAUGUGUCUUCUUCUCCAUGUGUCUUCUUCUCAUGUGUCUUCUUCUCAUGUGUCUUCUUCUCAUGUGUCUUCUUCUCAUGUGUCUUCUUCUCAUGUGUCUUCUUCUCAUGUGUCUUCUUCUCAUGUGUCUUCUUCUCAUGUGUCUUCUUCUCAUGUGUCUUCUUCUCAUGUGUCUUCUUCUCAUGUGUCUUCUUCUCAUGUGUCUUCUUCUCAUGUGUCUUCUUCUCAUGUGUCUUCUUCUCAUGUGUCUUCUUCUCAUGUGUCUUCUUCUCAUGUGUCUUCUUCUCAUGUGUCUUCUUCUCAUGUGUCUUCUUCUCAUGUGUCUUCUUCUCAUGUGUCUUCUUCUCAUGUGUCUUCUUCUCAUGUGUCUUCUUCUCAUGUGUCUUCUUCUCAUGUGUCUUCUUCUCAUGUGUCUUCUUCUCAUGUGUCUUCUUCUCAUGUGUCUUCUUCUCAUGUGUCUUCUUCUCAUGUGUCUUCUUCUCAUGUGUCUUCUUCUCAUGUGUCUUCUUCUCAUGUGUCUUCUUCUCAUGUGUCUUCUUCUCAUGUGUCUUCUUCUCAUGUGUCUUCUUCUCAUGUGUCUUCUUCUCAUGUGUCUUCUUCUCAUGUGUCUUCUUCUCAUGUGUCUUCUUCUCAUGUGUCUUCUUCUCAUGUGUCUUCUUCUCAUGUGUCUUCUUCUCAUGUGUCUUCUUCUCAUGUGUCUUCUUCUCAUGUGUCUUCUUCUCAUGUGUCUUCUUCUCAUGUGUCUUCUUCUCAUGUGUCUUCUUCUCAUGUGUCUUCUUCUCAUGUGUCUUCUUCUCAUGUGUCUUCUUCUCAUGUGUCUUCUUCUCAUGUGUCUUCUUCUCAUGUGUCUUCUUCUCAUGUGUCUUCUUCUCAUGUGUCUUCUUCUCAUGUGUCUUCUUCUCAUGUGUCUUCUUCUCAUGUGUCUUCUUCUCAUGUGUCUUCUUCUCAUGUGUCUUCUUCUCAUGUGUCUUCUUCUCAUGUGUCUUCUUCUCAUGUGUCUUCUUCUCAUGUGUCUUCUUCUCAUGUGUCUUCUUCUCAUGUGUCUUCUUCUCAUGUGUCUUCUUCUCAUGUGUCUUCUUCUCAUGUGUCUUCUUCUCAUGUGUCUUCUUCUCAUGUGUCUUCUUCUCAUGUGUCUUCUUCUCAUGUGUCUUCUUCUCAUGUGUCUUCUUCUCAUGUGUCUUCUUCUCAUGUGUCUUCUUCUCAUGUGUCUUCUUCUCAUGUGUCUUCUUCUCAUGUGUCUUCUUCUCAUGUGUCUUCUUCUCAUGUGUCUUCUUCUCAUGUGUCUUCUUCUCAUGUGUCUUCUUCUCAUGUGUCUUCUUCUCAUGUGUCUUCUUCUCAUGUGUCUUCUUCUCAUGUGUCUUCUUCUCAUGUGUCUUCUUCUCAUGUGUCUUCUUCUCAUGUGUCUUCUUCUCAUGUGUCUUCUUCUCAUGUGUCUUCUUCUCAUGUGUCUUCUUCUCAUGUGUCUUCUUCUCAUGUGUCUUCUUCUCAUGUGUCUUCUUCUCAUGUGUCUUCUUCUCAUGUGUCUUCUUCUCAUGUGUCUUCUUCUCAUGUGUCUUCUUCUCAUGUGUCUUCUUCUCAUGUGUCUUCUUCUCAUGUGUCUUCUUCUCAUGUGUCUUCUUCUCAUGUGUCUUCUUCUCAUGUGUCUUCUUCUCAUGUGUCUUCUUCUCAUGUGUCUUCUUCUCAUGUGUCUUCUUCUCAUGUGUCUUCUUCUCAUGUGUCUUCUUCUCAUGUGUCUUCUUCUCAUGUGUCUUCUUCUCAUGUGUCUUCUUCUCAUGUGUCUUCUUCUCAUGUGUCUUCUUCUCAUGUGUCUUCUUCUCAUGUGUCUUCUUCUCAUGUGUCUUCUUCUCAUGUGUCUUCUUCUCAUGUGUCUUCUUCUCAUGUGUCUUCUUCUCAUGUGUCUUCUUCUCAUGUGUCUUCUUCUCAUGUGUCUUCUUCUCAUGUGUCUUCUUCUCAUGUGUCUUCUUCUCAUGUGUCUUCUUCUCAUGUGUCUUCUUCUCAUGUGUCUUCUUCUCAUGUGUCUUCUUCUCAUGUGUCUUCUUCUCAUGUGUCUUCUUCUCAUGUGUCUUCUUCUCAUGUGUCUUCUUCUCAUGUGUCUUCUUCUCAUGUGUCUUCUUCUCAUGUGUCUUCUUCUCAUGUGUCUUCUUCUCAUGUGUCUUCUUCUCAUGUGUCUUCUUCUCCUGUGUCUUCUUCUCAUGUGUCUUCUUCUCAUGUGUCUUCUUCUCAUGUGUCUUCUUCUCAUGUGUCUUCUUCUCAUGUGUCUUCUUCUCAUGUGUCUUCUUCUCAUGUGUCUUCCUUCUCAUGUGUCUUCUUCUCAUGUGUCUUCUUCUCAUGUGUCUUCUUCUCAUGUGUCUUCUUCUCAUGUGUCUUCUUCUCAUGUGUCUUCUUCUCAUGUGUCUUCUUCUCAUGUUCUUCUUCUCAUGUGUCUUCUUCUCAUGUGUCUUCUUCUCAUGUGUCGUCUUCUCAUGUGUCUUCUUCUCAUGUGUCUUCUUCUCAUGUGUCUUCUUCUCAUGUGUCUUCUUCUACAUGUGUCUCUUCUCAUGUGUCUUCUCUCAUGUGUCUUCCUUGUUCUCAUGUGUCUUCUUCUCAUGUUUCUUCUUCUCAUGUGUCUUCUUCUCAUGUGUCUUCUUCUCAUGUGUCCUUCCUUCUCAUGUGUCUUCUUCUCAGUGUGUCUUCUUCUCAUGUGUCUUCUUCUCAUGUGUCUUCUUCUCAUGUGUCUUCUUCUCAUGUGUCUUCUUCUCAUGUGUCGUCUUCUCAUGUGUCUUCUUCUCAUGUGUCUUCUUCUCAUGUGUCUUCUUCUCAUGUGUCUUCUUCUCAUGUGUCUUCUUCUCAUGUGUCUUCUUCUCAUGUGUCUUCUUCUCAUGUGUCUUCUUCUCAUGUGUCUUCUUCUCAUGUGUCUUCUUCUCAUGUGUCUUCUUCUCAUGUGUCUUCUUCAUGUUCUUCAUGUGUCUUCUUCUCAUGUGUCUUCUUCUCAUGUGUCUUCUUCUCAUGUGUCUUCUUCUCAUGUGUCCUCUUCUCAUGUGUCUUCUUCUCAUGUGUCUUCUUCUCAUGUGUCUUCUUCUCAUGUGUCUUCUUCUCAUGUGUCUUCUCAUGUGUCUUUCUCAUGUGUCUUCUUCUCAUGUGUCUUCUUCUCAUGUGUCUUCUUCUCAUGUGUCUUCUUCUCAUGUGUCUUCUUCUCAUGUGUCUUCUUCUCAUGUGUCUUCUUCUCAUGUGUCUUCUUCUCAUGUGUCUUCUUCUCAUGUGUCUUCUUCUCAUGUGUCUUCUUCUCAUGUGUCUUCUUCUCAUGUGUCUUCUUCUCAUGGUCUUCUUCAUGUGUCUUCUUCUCAUGUGUCUUCUUCUCAUGUGUCUUCUUCUCAUGUGUCUUCUUCUCAUGUGUCUUCUUCUCAUGUGUCUUCUUCUCAUGUGUCUUCUUCUCAUGUGUCUUCUUCUCAUGUGUCUUCUUCUCAUGUGUCUUCUUCUCAUGUGUCUUCUUCUCAUGUGUCUUCUUCUCAUGUGUCUUCUUCUCAUGUGUCUUCUUCUCAUGUGUCUUCUUCUCAUGUGUCUUCUUCUCAUGUGUCUUCUUCUCAUGUGUCUUCUUCUCAUGUGUCUUCUUCUCAUGUGUCUUCUUCUCAUGUGUCUUCUUCUCAUGUGUCUUCUUCUCAUGUGUCUUCUUCUCAUGUGUCUUCUUCUCAUGUGUCUUCUUCUCAUGUGUCUUCUUCUCAUGUGUCUUCUUCUCAUGUGUCUUCUUCUCAUGUGUCUUCUUCUCAUGUGUCUUCUUCUCAUGUGUCUUCUUCUCAUGUGUCUUCUUCUCAUGUGUCUUCUUCUCAUGUGUCUUCUUCUCAUGUGUCUUCUUCUCAUGUGUCUUCUUCUCAUGUGUCUUCUUCUCAUGUGUCUUCUUCUCAUGUGUCUUCUUCUCAUGUGUCUUCUUCUCAUGUGUCUUCUUCUCAUGUGUCUUCUUCUCAUGUGUCUUCUUCUCAUGUGUCUUCUUCUCAUGUGUCUUCUUCUCAUGUGUCUUCUUCUCAUGUGUCUUCUUCUCAUGUGUCUUCUUCUCAUGUGUCUUCUUCUCAUGUGUCUUCUUCUCAUGUGUCUUCUUCUCAUGUGUCUUCUUCUCAUGUGUCUUCUUCUCAUGUGUCUUCUUCUCAUGUGUCUUCUUCUCAUGUGUCUUCUUCUCAUGUGUCUUCUUCUCAUGUGUCUUCUUCUCAUGUGUCUUCUUCUCAUGUGUCUUCUUCUCAUGUGUCUUCUUCUCAUGUGUCUUCUUCUCAUGUGUCUUCUUCUCAUGUGUCUUCUUCUCAUGUGUCUUCUUCUCAUGUGUCUUCUUCUCAUGUGUCUUCUUCUCAUGUGUCUUCUUCUCAUGUGUCUUCUUCUCAUGUGUCUUCUUCUCAUGUGUCUUCUUCUCAUGUGUCUUCUUCUCAUGUGUCUUCUUCUCAUGUGUCUUCUUCUCAUGUGUCUUCUUCUCAUGUGUCUUCUUCUCAUGUGUCUUCUUCUCAUGUGUCUUCUUCUCAUGUGUCUUCUUCUCAUGUGUCUUCUUCUCAUGUGUCUUCUUCUCAUGUGUCUUCUUCUCAUGUGUCUUCUUCUCAUGUGUCUUCUUCUCAUGUGUCUUCUUCUCAUGUGUCUUCUUCUCAUGUGUCUUCUUCUCAUGUGUCUUCUUCUCAUGUGUCUUCUUCUCAUGUGUCUUCUUCUCAUGUGUCUUCUUCUCAUGUGUCUUCUUCUCAUGUGUCUUCUUCUCAUGUGUCUUCUUCUCAUGUGUCUUCUUCUCAUGUGUCUUCUUCUCAUGUGUCUUCUUCUCAUGUGUCUUCUUCUCAUGUGUCUUCUUCUCAUGUGUCUUCUUCUCAUGUGUCUUCUUCUCAUGUGUCUUCUUCUCAUGUGUCUUCUUCUCAUGUGUCUUCUUCUCAUGUGUCUUCUUCUCAUGUGUCUUCUUCUCAUGUGUCUUCUUCUCAUGUGUCUUCUUCUCAUGUGUCUUCUUCUCAUGUGUCUUCUUCUCAUGUGUCUUCUUCUCAUGUGUCUUCUUCUCAUGUGUCUUCUUCUCAUGUGUCUUCUUCUCAUGUGUCUUCUUCUCAUGUGUCUUCUUCUCAUGUGUCUUCUUCUCAUGUGUCUUCUUCUCAUGUGUCUUCUUCUCAUGUGUCUUCUUCUCAUGUGUCUUCUUCUCAUGUGUCUUCUUCUCAUGUGUCUUCUUCUCAUGUGUCUUCUUCUCAUGUGUCUUCUUCUCAUGUGUCUUCUUCUCAUGUGUCUUCUUCUCAUGUGUCUUCUUCUCAUGUGUCUUCUUCUCAUGUGUCUUCUUCUCAUGUGUCUUCUUCUCAUGUGUCUUCUUCUCAUGUGUCUUCUUCUCAUGUGUCUUCUUCUCAUGUGUCUUCUUCUCAUGUGUCUUCUUCUCAUGUGUCUUCUUCUCAUGUGUCUUCUUCUCAUGUGUCUUCUUCUCAUGUGUCUUCUUCUCAUGUGUCUUCUUCUCAUGUGUCUUCUUCUCAUGUGUCUUCUUCUCAUGUGUCUUCUUCUCAUGUGUCUUCUUCUCAUGUGUCUUCUUCUCAUGUGUCUUCUUCUCAUGUGUCUUCUUCUCAUGUGUCUUCUUCUCAUGUGUCUUCUUCUCAUGUGUCUUCUUCUCAUGUGUCUUCUUCUCAUGUGUCUUCUUCUCAUGUGUCUUCUUCUCAUGUGUCUUCUUCUCAUGUGUCUUCUUCUCAUGUGUCUUCUUCUCAUGUGUCUUCUUCUCAUGUGUCUUCUUCUCAUGUGUCUUCUUCUCAUGUGUCUUCUUCUCAUGUGUCUUCUUCUCAUGUGUCUUCUUCUCAUGUGUCUUCUUCUCAUGUGUCUUCUUCUCAUGUGUCUUCUUCUCAUGUGUCUUCUUCUCAUGUGUCUUCUUCUCAUGUGUCUUCUUCUCAUGUGUCUUCUUCUCAUGUGUCUUCUUCUCAUGUGUCUUCUUCUCAUGUGUCUUCUUCUCAUGUGUCUUCUUCUCAUGUGUCUUCUUCUCAUGUGUCUUCUUCUCAUGUGUCUUCUUCUCAUGUGUCUUCUUCUCAUGUGUCUUCUUCUCAUGUGUCUUCUUCUCAUGUGUCUUCUUCUCAUGUGUCUUCUUCUCAUGUGUCUUCUUCUCAUGUGUCUUCUUCUCAUGUGUCUUCUUCUCAUGUGUCUUCUUCUCAUGUGUCUUCUUCUCAUGUGUCUUCUUCUCAUGUGUCUUCUUCUCAUGUGUCUUCUUCUCAUGUGUCUUCUUCUCAUGUGUCUUCUUCUCAUGUGUCUUCUUCUCAUGUGUCUUCUUCUCAUGUGUCUUCUUCUCAUGUGUCUUCUUCUCAUGUGUCUUCUUCUCAUGUGUCUUCUUCUCAUGUGUCUUCUUCUCAUGUGUCUUCUUCUCAUGUGUCUUCUUCUCAUGUGUCUUCUUCUCAUGUGUCUUCUUCUCAUGUGUCUUCUUCUCAUGUGUCUUCUUCUCAUGUGUCUUCUUCUCAUGUGUCUUCUUCUCAUGUGUCUUCUUCUCAUGUGUCUUCUUCUCAUGUGUCUUCUUCUCAUGUGUCUUCUUCUCAUGUGUCUUCUUCUCAUGUGUCUUCUUCUCAUGUGUCUUCUUCUCAUGUGUCUUCUUCUCAUGUGUCUUCUUCUCAUGUGUCUUCUUCUCAUGUGUCUUCUUCUCAUGUGUCUUCUUCUCAUGUGUCUUCUUCUCAUGUGUCUUCUUCUCAUGUGUCUUCUUCUCAUGUGUCUUCUUCUCAUGUGUCUUCUUCUCAUGUGUCUUCUUCUCAUGUGUCUUCUUCUCAUGUGUCUUCUUCUCAUGUGUCUUCUUCUCAUGUGUCUUCUUCUCAUGUGUCUUCUUCUCAUGUGUCUUCUUCUCAUGUGUCUUCUUCUCAUGUGUCUUCUUCUCAUGUGUCUUCUUCUCAUGUGUCUUCUUCUCAUGUGUCUUCUUCUCAUGUGUCUUCUUCUCAUGUGUCUUCUUCUCAUGUGUCUUCUUCUCAUGUGUCUUCUUCUCAUGUGUCUUCUUCUCAUGUGUCUUCUUCUCAUGUGUCUUCUUCUCAUGUGUCUUCUUCUCAUGUGUCUUCUUCUCAUGUGUCUUCUUCUCAUGUGUCUUCUUCUCAUGUGUCUUCUUCUCAUGUGUCUUCUUCUCAUGUGUCUUCUUCUCAUGUGUCUUCUUCUCAUGUGUCUUCUUCUCAUGUGUCUUCUUCUCAUGUGUCUUCUUCUCAUGUGUCUUCUUCUCAUGUGUCUUCUUCUCAUGUGUCUUCUUCUCAUGUGUCUUCUUCUCAUGUGUCUUCUUCUCAUGUGUCUUCUUCUCAUGUGUCUUCUUCUCAUGUGUCUUCUUCUCAUGUGUCUUCUUCUCAUGUGUCUUCUUCUCAUGUGUCUUCUUCUCAUGUGUCUUCUUCUCAUGUGUCUUCUUCUCAUGUGUCUUCUUCUCAUGUGUAUUCUUCUCAUGUGUCUUCUUCUCAUGUGUCCUUCUUCUCAUGUGUCUUCUUCUCAUGUGUCCUUCUUCUCAUGUGUCUUCUCUCAUGUGUCUUCUUCUCAUGUGUCCUUCAUCUCUGGUGUCCUUCUUCUCAUGUGUCUUCUUCUCAUGUGUCUUCUUCUCAUUGCUUCUUUCUCAUGUGUCUUCUUCUCAUGUGUCCCUUCUUCUCAUGUGUCUUCUUCUCAUGUGUCUUCUUCUCAUGUGUCUUCUUCUCAUGUGUCUUCUUCUCAUGUGUCUUCUUCUCAUGUGUCUUUCUUCUCAUGCUGUCUUCUUCUCAUGUGUCUUCUUCUCAUGUGUCUUCUUUCUCAUGUGUCUUCUUCUCAUGUUCUUCUUCUCAUGUGUCUGUCUUCUCAUGUGUCGUCUUCUCAUGUGUCUUCUUCUCAUGUGUCUUCCUUCUCAUGUGUCUUCCUUCUUCUCAUGUGUCUUCUUCUCAUGUGUCUUCUCUCAUGUGUCUUCUUCUCAUGUUGUCUUCUUCUCACUGUGUCUUCUUCUCAUGUGUCUUCUUCUCAUGUGUCUCUCUUCUCAUGUGUCUUCUUCUCAUGUGUCUUCUUCUCAUGUGUCUUCUUCUCAUGUGUCUUCUUCUCAUGUGUCUUCUUCUCAUGUGUCUUCUCUCAUGUGUCUUCUUCUCAUGUGUCUUCUUCUCAUGUGUCUUCUUCUCAUGUGUCUUCUUCUCAUGUGUCUUCUUCUCAUGUGUCUUCUUCUCAUGUGUCUUCUUCUCAUGUGUCUUCUUCUCAUGUGUCUUCUUCUCAUGUGUCUUCUUCUCAUGUGUCUUCUUCUCAUGUGUCUUCUUCUCAUGUGUCUUCUGCUCAUGUGUCUUCUUCUCAUGUGUCUUCUUUCUCAUGUGUCUUCUUCUCAUGUGUCUUCUUCUCAUGUGUCUUCUUCUCAUGUGUUCUUCUUCUCAUGUGUCUUUCUUCUCAUGUGUCUUCUUCUCAUGUGUCUUCUUCUCAUGUGUCUUCUUCUCAUGUGUCUUCUUCUCAUGUGUCUUCUUCUCAUGUGUCUUCUUCUCAUGUGUCUUCUUCUCAUGUGUCUUCUUCUCAUGUGUCUUCUUCUCAUGUGUCUUCUUCUCCUGUGUCUUCUUCUCAUGUGUCUUCUUCUCAUGUGUCUUCUUCUCAUGUGUCUUCUUCUCAUGUGUCUUCUUCUCAUGUGUCUUCUUCUCAUGUGUCUUCUUCUCAUGUGUCUUCUUCUCAUGUGUCUUCUUCUCAUGUGUCUUCUUCUCAUGUGUCUUCUUCUCAUGUGUCUUCUUCUCAUGUGUCUUCUUCUCAUGUGUCUUCUUCUCAUGUGUCUUCUUCUCAUGUGUCUUCUUCUCAUGUGUCUUCUUCUCAUGUGUCUUCUUCUCAUGUGUCUUCUUCUCAUGUGUCUUCUUCUCAUGUGUCUUCUUCUCAUGUGUCUUCUUCUCAUGUGUCUUCUUCUCAUGUGUCUUCUUCUCAUGUGUCUUCUUCUCAUGUGUCUUCUUCUCAUGUGUCUUCUUCUCAUGUGUCUUCUUCUCAUGUGUCUUCUUCUCAUGUGUCUUCUUCUCAUGUGUCUUCUUCUCAUGUGUCUUCUUCUCAUGUGUCUUCUUCUCAUGUGUCUUCUUCUCAUGUGUCUUCUUCUCAUGUGUCUUCUUCUCAUGUGUCUUCUUCUCAUGUGUCUUCUUCUCAUGUGUCUUCUUCUCAUGUGUCUUCUUCUCAUGUGUCUUCUUCUCAUGUGUCUUCUUCUCAUGUGUCUUCUUCUCAUGUGUCUUCUUCUCAUGUGUCUUCUUCUCAUGUGUCUUCUUCUCAUGUGUCUUCUUCUCAUGUGUCUUCUUCUCAUGUGUCUUCUUCUCAUGUGUCUUCUUCUCAUGUGUCUUCUUCUCAUGUGUCUUCUUCUCAUGUGUCUUCUUCUCAUGUGUCUUCUUCUCAUGUGUCUUCUUCUCAUGUGUCUUCUUCUCAUGUGUCUUCUUCUCAUGUGUCUUCUUCUCAUGUGUCUUCUUCUCAUGUGUCUUCUUCUCAUGUGUCUUCUUCUCAUGUGUCUUCUUCUCAUGUGUCUUCUUCUCAUGUGUCUUCUUCUCAUGUGUCUUCUUCUCAUGUGUCUUCUUCUCAUGUGUCUUCUUCUCAUGUGUCUUCUUCUCAUGUGUCUUCUUCUCAUGUGUCUUCUUCUCAUGUGUCUUCUUCUCAUGUGUCUUCUUCUCAUGUGUCUUCUUCUCAUGUGUCUUCUUCUCAUGUGUCUUCUUCUCAUGUGUCUUCUUCUCAUGUGUCUUCUUCUCAUGUGUCUUCUUCUCAUGUGUCUUCUUCUCAUGUGUCUUCUUCUCAUGUGUCUUCUUCUCAUGUGUCUUCUUCUCAUGUGUCUUCUUCUCAUGUGUCUUCUUCUCAUGUGUCUUCUUCUCAUGUGUCUUCUUCUCAUGUGUCUUCUUCUCAUGUGUCUUCUUCUCAUGUGUCUUCUUCUCAUGUGUCUUCUUCUCAUGUGUCUUCUUCUCAUGUGUCUUCUUCUCAUGUGUCUUCUUCUCAUGUGUCUUCUUCUCAUGUGUCUUCUUCUCAUGUGUCUUCUUCUCAUGUGUCUUCUUCUCAUGUGUCUUCUUCUCAUGUGUCUUCUUCUCAUGUGUCUUCUUCUCAUGUGUCUUCUUCUCAUGUGUCUUCUUCUCAUGUGUCUUCUUCUCAUGUGUCUUCUUCUCAUGUGUCUUCUUCUCAUGUGUCUUCUUCUCAUGUGUCUUCUUCUCAUGUGUCUUCUUCUCAUGUGUCUUCUUCUCAUGUGUCUUCUUCUCAUGUGUCUUCUUCUCAUGUGUCUUCUUCUCAUGUGUCUUCUUCUCAUGUGUCUUCUUCUCAUGUGUCUUCUUCUCAUGUGUCUUCUUCUCAUGUGUCUUCUUCUCAUGUGUCUUCUUCUCAUGUGUCUUCUUCUCAUGUGUCUUCUUCUCAUGUGUCUUCUUCUCAUGUGUCUUCUUCUCAUGUGUCUUCUUCUCAUGUGUCUUCUUCUCAUGUGUCUUCUUCUCAUGUGUCUUCUUCUCAUGUGUCUUCUUCUCAUGUGUCUUCUUCUCAUGUGUCUUCUUCUCAUGUGUCUUCUUCUCAUGUGUCUUCUUCUCAUGUGUCUUCUUCUCAUGUGUCUUCUUCUCAUGUGUCUUCUUCUCAUGUGUCUUCUUCUCAUGUGUCUUCUUCUCAUGUGUCUUCUUCUCAUGUGUCUUCUUCUCAUGUGUCUUCUUCUCAUGUGUCUUCUUCUCAUGUGUCUUCUUCUCAUGUGUCUUCUUCUCAUGUGUCUUCUUCUCAUGUGUCUUCUUCUCAUGUGUCUUCUUCUCAUGUGUCUUCUUCUCAUGUGUCUUCUUCUCAUGUGUCUUCUUCUCAUGUGUCUUCUUCUCAUGUGUCUUCUUCUCAUGUGUCUUCUUCUCAUGUGUCUUCUUCUCAUGUGUCUUCUUCUCAUGUGUCUUCUUCUCAUGUGUCUUCUUCUCAUGUGUCUUCUUCUCAUGUGUCUUCUUCUCAUGUGUCUUCUUCUCAUGUGUCUUCUUCUCAUGUGUCUUCUUCUCAUGUGUCUUCUUCUCAUGUGUCUUCUUCUCAUGUGUCUUCUUCUCAUGUGUCUUCUUCUCAUGUGUCUUCUUCUCAUGUGUCUUCUUCUCAUGUGUCUUCUUCUCAUGUGUCUUCUUCUCAUGUGUCUUCUUCUCAUGUGUCUUCUUCUCAUGUGUCUUCUUCUCAUGUGUCUUCUUCUCAUGUGUCUUCUUCUCAUGUGUCUUCUUCUCAUGUGUCUUCUUCUCAUGUGUCUUCUUCUCAUGUGUCUUCUUCUCAUGUGUCUUCUUCUCAUGUGUCUUCUUCUCAUGUGUCUUCUUCUCAUGUGUCUUCUUCUCAUGUGUCUUCUUCUCAUGUGUCUUCUUCUCAUGUGUCUUCUUCUCAUGUGUCUUCUUCUCAUGUGUCUUCUUCUCAUGUGUCUUCUUCUCAUGUGUCUUCUUCUCAUGUGUCUUCUUCUCAUGUGUCUUCUUCUCAUGUGUCUUCUUCUCAUGUGUCUUCUUCUCAUGUGUCUUCUUCUCAUGUGUCUUCUUCUCAUGUGUCUUCUUCUCAUGUGUCUUCUUCUCAUGUGUCUUCUUCUCAUGUGUCUUCUUCUCAUGUGUCUUCUUCUCAUGUGUCUUCUUCUCAUGUGUCUUCUUCUCAUGUGUCUUCUUCUCAUGUGUCUUCUUCUCAUGUGUCUUCUUCUCAUGUGUCUUCUUCUCAUGUGUCUUCUUCUCAUGUGUCUUCUUCUCAUGUGUCUUCUUCUCAUGUGUCUUCUUCUCAUGUGUCUUCUUCUCAUGUGUCUUCUUCUCAUGUGUCUUCUUCUCAUGUGUCUUCUUCUCAUGUGUCUUCUUCUCAUGUGUCUUCUUCUCAUGUGUCUUCUUCUCAUGUGUCUUCUUCUCAUGUGUCUUCUUCUCAUGUGUCUUCUUCUCAUGUGUCUUCUUCUCAUGUGUCUUCUUCUCAUGUGUCUUCUUCUCAUGUGUCUUCUUCUCAUGUGUCUUCUUCUCAUGUGUCUUCUUCUCAUGUGUCUUCUUCUCAUGUGUCUUCUUCUCAUGUGUCUUCUUCUCAUGUGUCUUCUUCUCAUGUGUCUUCUUCUCAUGUGUCUUCUUCUCAUGUGUCUUCUUCUCAUGUGUCUUCUUCUCAUGUGUCUUCUUCUCAUGUGUCUUCUUCUCAUUGUCUUCUUCUCAUGUGUCUGCUUCUCAUGUGUCUUCUUCUCAUGUGUCUUCUUCUCAUGUGUCUUUCUUUCUCUUAUGUGUCUUCUUCUCAUGUGUCUUCUUCUCAUGUGUCUUCUUCUCAUGUGUCUUCUUCUCAUGUGUCUUCUUCUCAUGUGUCUUCUUCUCAUGUGUCUUCUUCUCAUGUGUCUUCUUCUCAUGUGUCUUCUUCUCAUGUGUCUUCUUCUCAUGUGUCUUCUCUCAUGUUGUCUUCUUCUCAUGUGUCUUCUUCUCAUUGUGUCUUCUUCUCAUGUGUCUUCUUCUCCAUGUGUCUUCUUCUCAUGUGUCUUCUUCUCAUGUGUCUUCUUCUCAUGUGUCUUUCUUCUCAUGUGUCUUCUUCUCAUGUGUCUUCUAUUGUGUCUUCUUCUCAUGUGUCUUCUUCUCAUGUGUCUUCUUCUCAUGUGUCUUCUUCUCAUGUGUCUUCUUCUCAUGUGUCUUCUUCUCAUGUGUCUUCUUCUCAUGUGUCUUCUUCUCAUGUGUCUUCUUCUCAUGUGUCUUCUUCUCAUGUGUCUUCUUCUCAUGUGUCUUCUUCUCAUGUGUCUUCUUCUCAUGUGUCUUCUUCUCAUGUGUCUUCUUCUCAUGUGUCUUCUUCUCAUGUGUCUUCUUCUCAUGUGUCUUCUUCUCAUGUGUCUUCUUCUCAUGUGUCUUCUUCUCAUGUGUCUUCUUCUCAUGUGUCUUCUUCUCAUGUGUCUUCUUCUCAUGUGUCUUCUUCUCAUGUGUCUUCUUCUCAUGUGUCUUCUUCUCAUGUGUCUUCUUCUCAUGUGUCUUCUUCUCAUGUGUCUUCUUCUCAUGUGUCUUCUUCUCAUGUGUCUUCUUCUCAUGUGUCUUCUUCUCAUGUGUCUUCUUCUCAUGUGUCUUCUUCUCAUGUGUCUUCUUCUCAUGUGUCUUCUUCUCAUGUGUCUUCUUCUCAUGUGUCUUCUUCUCAUGUGUCUUCUUCUCAUGUGUCUUCUUCUCAUGUGUCUUCUUCUCAUGUGUCUUCUUCUCAUGUGUCUUCUUCUCAUGUGUCUUCUUCUCAUGUGUCUUCUUCUCAUGUGUCUUCUUCUCAUGUGUCUUCUUCUCAUGUGUCUUCUUCUCAUGUGUCUUCUUCUCAUGUGUCUUCUUCUCAUGUGUCUUCUUCUCAUGUGUCUUCUUCUCAUGUGUCUUCUUCUCAUGUGUCUUCUUCUCAUGUGUCUUCUUCUCAUGUUCCUUCUUCUCAUGUGUCUUCUUCUCAUGUGUCUUCUUCUCAUGUGUCUUCUUCUCAUGUGUCUUCUUCUCAUGUGUCUUCUUCUCAUGUGUCUUCUUCUCAUGUGUCUUCUUCUCAUGUGUCUUCUUCUCAUGUGUCUUCUUCUCAUGUGUCUUCUUCUCAUGUGUCUUCUUCUCAUGUGUCUUCUUCUCAUGUGUCUUCUUCUCAUGUGUCUUCUUCUCAUGUGUCUUCUUCUCAUGUGUCUUCUUCUCAUGUGUCUUCUUCUCAUGUGUCUUCUUCUCAUGUGUCUUCUUCUCAUGUGUCUUCUUCUCAUGUGUCUUCUUCUCAUGUGUCUUCUUCUCAUGUGUCUUCUUCUCAUGUGUCGUGUCUUCUACUUCACCCACCCGCACGUGUGGUCCUCCAGAUUGGGUACCAGCCGCACCACCAGACGACUCGCCGUCCACGCACGUGCGCGUCCUCACUGGCCUUGCAUCACGAAGCAUCCAGGAAGAGGUGUGGGCGAAUGGUGGUGCGGAAGGGAAGGGGCGGGGGCCAGCAGCAAGGGCGGAGAGUGCUUGUCGCUGUAGCAGCCAAAGUCGCAUCCACGGAGGUGCCGUUGCUGCUGCAUCUGCUGCCGUUGCAGUUGCUGCUGCUGCUGCUGCUGCUGCUGCUGCUGCUGCCACUCCUGCUGCUGCUGCUCGUGCUGCAAUUGAUGCCGAUGCUGCCAAUGCUGCUGUUGCGUUUCCCUCCACCCUUUCAUUGGCUGCAGCAGCAGCUGCUGUGUUGGCUGCUGCGAUGCUCGUGGUUGUAGCUGGGGUGAUUCAGCAUUUGCAGGUGUAG
This is a messenger RNA of Closterium sp. Naga37s-1, 38857 nucleotides long. NCBI's taxonomy places the organism in Eukaryota, Viridiplantae, Streptophyta, Zygnematophyceae, Desmidiales, Closteriaceae. The record is from the annotation of a GenBank genome assembly.